AACAGAGAAGGCAAUCACUUCACUCUUCCCGACGGAACCACAGCUAAAGAGCGUUUAGAGCGGCUGUCGAGACAGGCCGGGGCUUUGCGGCACUGGUCUGUUGUCCGCUACUGUAGCUCUAUUUUGCAAAAACUGGUCGACUCUAUCUCGCCAUACAUUACAUCAAUACUAGUGAGCGGUAAACAGAUAACUGUUGGCACGUAUGGCCAUAAAGAGGUGGCCAUCGAUCACCCGCGCACUCCCAAAGAGAUUCACGAACUGUUGUAUGAUGUGAUCCGUGAGCCAUACGAUGCCGUACUUCAACAGGAGAUUAUCUUAUAUGUGGGUCGACUCAUAUCGACGACUCCUCACUUGUUUGACGGUAUCGUUAAGAUCAGAGUCGGUUCGUUCGUUGAGGCCAUGAAGUUCUAUCUCAGCUUUAAGAACGAGAAGCAGACAACGUUGGAGUCACUCGCGCCGAGUCAAGUGAGACGUGUCCUCUACAAAGUGCUCACCGAUACAGAUCUGGAGCCCCGCGAGAGGCGUCUCAUUGAGGGAGCGUUGGGUCGAACGCCCAAACACUUCUACGACAAGGUAUGGGUAGUACUCGGACGCACUCACGCGGGACUCACGGUCUGCGGACAGCACAUGGCCUCCGGGCCUACCAUUACAAUGAUGUCUCAAAAUGAACUCAACUUUAUUACUAAAGUGGAGAACUUCUUGUGCCAAAUCUCUUCACCAGAAUACAGAGCAAUGGUUGUCGAGCUUUUAAUCAUAAUUCAUGUCAUUUUGGAGCGAAAUCCGGAACUCGUAUUCAAAGACCUGACGCCAGUCGACUUGGAUCAGCUAAUCAAAGGUGCGGUCAAUCGGUAUAACACAGACAGAGAGGAAAUGGUGGGAAUCGCAGACUUUUACUGCGAGACCAAAGGCCAGACUUCGGCAUAUAUGGCGCGUACAGUCCUCGACAAUCUCCUCCACUUCUCGGCCCCCGAGUGUCGCAUCACUUGAUCCCAUGUCCUCAUAGUCUUAGCCCCCAUUUCAACCCCAGUCUUGUUUUGAUUGCUUUUAUAUAUGACUUUAUUAGAC
Molecule: messenger RNA, 1065 nt
Organism: Medioppia subpectinata
Lineage: Eukaryota; Metazoa; Arthropoda; Arachnida; Sarcoptiformes; Oppiidae
Source: the annotation of a GenBank genome assembly